GGAAGUGCUUCGUGUCUGGCUGUAGGCGGUCGUGUGUGUGCGUGUUGUCAGCUGACUUGAAGCACCUCUGCAGCCGUCACAACACCGUGUGCUACCUGCUGACAGCGAGCUAGCACAGCCCCUAUCCGAGGCUCUGCUGUCGGACCGGCUCGGGUUAUGUUUCCCGGAGCCAGAACCGUAGACGGAGAUUUGUGCACCACCACCAACACAUGGCGGCCGAAAUACAGCCCCAGCCGCAGGCUCGGAAGCCAUGUCUGCUGAGCAAAAUCGAGGCUUUCCAGGAUGUUGUGAGCACGGCGGUCAUCAUCCCCAAGGAAGACGGCGUUAUCAGCGUGUCCGAGGACAGGACGAUUCGGAUAUGGCUGAAGAGAGACAGCGGCCAGUACUGGCCCAGUGUGUACCACACAAUGUCAUCGCAGUGCUCCUGUAUGUCCUUCAACCCAGAGACCAGGAGGCUGUCUGUGGGGAUGGACACUGGAAGUAUCUGUGAGUUCAUCCUGUCAGAAGACUACAAUAAGAUGACCCCAGCACGCACUUACCAGGCCCAUCAGGGCAGAGUGACAGUGGUGCUCUUUGUGUUGGAGAUGGAGUGGCUUCUGAGCACCGGCCAGGACAAAAACUUCACCUGGCACUGCUCAGAGAGUGGCCAGCAGCUGGGGACGUAUCGCACCACCGCCUGGGUUUCAGGACUACAAUUUGACGUGGAGACCAGACACGCCUUCGUAGGGGACCAGUCUGGUCAGGUGACCAUCCUGAAGCUGGAGCAGGACAACUGCAGUCUGGUCACCACCUUCAAGGGACACACUGGUAAUGUGACGGCUCUGUGUUGGGACCCGGUCCAGAGAGUGCUUUUCUCCGGCAGCUCGGACCACUCCAUCAUCAUGUGGGACAUCGGAGGACGGAAAGGCACUGCUAUCGAACUGCAAGGACACAAUGACAAGGUUCAGGGCUUGUGCUACGCCUCACACACUCGCCAGCUCAUCUCCUGCAGCUCAGAUGGAGGCAUCGUCAUCUGGAACAUGGAUGUAACACGACAAGAGACUCCAGAAUGGCUGGACAGUGACUCCUGUCAGAAGUGUGAGCAGCCUUUCUUCUGGAACUUCAAACAGAUGUGGGACAGUAAGAAAAUCGGCCUACGACAGCACCACUGCAGGAAGUGUGGCCAGGCGGUGUGCGGCAAAUGUUCGUCCAAACGCUCCACCAUCCCCCUCAUGGGCUUCGAAUUCGAGGUGCGUGUGUGUGACAGCUGCCACGAGUCCAUCACUGACGAGGAUCGAGCGCCCACAGCCACCUUCCACGACAGCAAGCACAGCAUUGUUUACAUGCACUAUGAGCCCACCACUGGAAAUCUGCUCACCUCUGGCACUGACAAGGUUAUCAAGCUAUGGGACAUGACUCCUGUGGUGUCCUGAGGUCUGUGGGCGACCAGCGGUCAGCAGGAAGCUCCAUUCACCAAACUGUGAUGGUCUCACAGCGGCAGCCGCAGUUGGAAGAAGAAGGGAGAAGCUUAUCCAACAAUAUCGAUGUCAUCUGGAUAAUAUUUAACAGUUUUUCAACAACAAGCAGUGGCUGUUGCACGUUCACAGUGAGGACACUGCAGGUCAGUGAAGCCUGACAACAGGACAGGCCUUGGUUGACACAAGGUUACAGACAGUUGUGGGUGUUUGUUUGUGGGGAAUCUCGUGUUGACUAAAUGUCCAUGCAUUCCUGCUGAUUUCAGACUGGAAACUUACAAAACAGUAAGUGAAACAUUUCUGCACGUCAAACCCAAGCAUUACAUUCUGUUUUUUUUUUUACAUGUGAAGCGUAUCAAGGAACUAACUCAUAACCUAAACACUGACUGAUGUUUAGCAGGCUCUAAAUCCUCCACAAGAGGAAGCCAUUUGUUCAGUUCUACAUCUGCCAACCUGCACCACCUACUGGAAAAGAAAGAAACUGCAGCAGCAACAGUUUAGACUUCCAGAUGUUAGACGUACUGAGCAAUAGUUGACACGUGCCACGUACAGGCAACAGUUUUUCCCUUGUGUGGUUUAAAUUUAAAACUUGACUGCUUGUUUGAUAAAAUAUGUGUGAACAUCACUGUGUCCAAUCUUCACUUCUUACUAAACCUUAACCCCAUCUAAUACAGCACUUUUGUUUGUGAUGCUGUGGAAGUGAUAUCAGUAAGGCUAAUUAACAGAACCACCACCACCUUUUAAUGCAGUGCAAUUCAACAGAAGCACAAACUGCAUCCUCCAAAAUGAAGCUUCUCCUCCUCCUGUGGUGAGUUGAUUCAGCUCGUCUUUAAAGAGCUCGAACAAAAACUGAACAUUAUCAUUAUCAUAUUUCACAUACAACUGAUGCGCUAGACUACAUAGGUUUUAUCAGGGGGUGGUAGCCCCCUUUCCUACAAAUAAACGUGUGUUGUUAUUUCAAUAACUUUUAAAGUUUACAUUUUAGCACCAAGUGUAGUUAGCUAAAAAUAUUGACUUUAAUAUUAAUUUUUCAUUCUAUUCAAUUAUUGAUUAUUUUUUAUUUUAUAACUUAUUUUUAUUACUAAACAUUUUUUCCUUUGGACAAAUAACUAGUCAAGCAGUCAUGAAAAGAAAAGACAAUACAAACAGGCACAACGGCAGCUGUUCUAAAAAUCUGCAGUUGUAAUUCAUUGCCUGCAGGUGGCACUAGUGUCAACACUGUAGAAGCUGUUGCAGGCCCUGCCUGUAGAUGGUGCUCACGAGCAUAUCGACAGUCUGUCUGCAGCUCUUGAGUCCUGUUACUGUUGCAGGUCGAUCCUGGUUCCAGGUUCUUCACGUCGUCACUCACACUGUGUGUUCUUGUUAUCAUGACCCAAGAGGCAAAGAAACCAUCUUCUCCUUUCUUGAUAUAACUGAUAUCAGUAACAUCUGAUUGGACUUGAUAGUAUUUCAACCAAACUGUUCAUGAAGUCCCUGGAUGUUACAAAAGAAGCUUUUCUGUUCAGACUGUUGUACCUCAUAUCAACCACUAUAGGACUUCAGUGAAACCACCCAAAUCCACAUCUAAAGUUAUAUCAGAGGGUUGUGGAAGGCCACAAAUGUAGAAAAGCAAUUUUGUAAUUGUACUUUUGGUUGUACUAUGCUCACAGCGGGCCAGACGAGUACACCAAACUGUGCGGUAUCUGGAUACCCAUGUGGGGUUUCAAUGCACCCAGUCCACUGAGUGUUACGGGAAAAAGUGGAUAUCAAGCAAACCUCUUAACCUCAUGAUUACAAACUCCUGCUGUGCAGCGGAAUGUUGUUCCAACCCACAGGACUUCAUUUUAAACUCUAUUACAGAUUCUAAAGUUUCCAAAGACACUAAAUAUGUCAGGCUAAGGUUUGGAUAAAUGUGUAUAAAUCAAACCCAGCCUUUGAUCUAAAUGUUACACUCUUUUGUAUCUUCAUAUGUAUUAAAUCUGCGAUACUUGUAAGUGGAAAAUGAAAGGUUUCACUGGAUUUUAUUAUAAACCCUUGUCAUGAUACUCUGAAGUACACACAGUGUGUGCGGUGAUCCACUGAAGUGCAGAGCACACCCUCAGAUCAGGUUCUCUAAAUGAAGAAAUCAGACCGUUUGCUUACCCUUGUAUCUUCUCUUCUGUCGGCUGCCUGAGGUUAUUUAUUAUUUCAAAACUUGUUUUAAUGUUUCUGACGUGCAAACACACACAUCAUGGAGCUCAUCAGUGGCAGCACAUACACAUACAUGUAUGAGGACUGAAAUUUAAAUAAUGAACAACGGUUGCUUUGAUUUUGUUCUCAUCGUCACAUAGGUCACAAUACUGUAAAACUGGCUUUUAUGUCAAUGCACUGGAAUCAAGAAAAGAAAAUAUGAAUUUGUUUGUGAUGAUCAUGUUUGUGCUUUAAUGUAAUAUAAUCAGGUGGUAACCAAGGUUAAUCCUUCUAUUGUUCAAACCCCAAAGAUGUUUCAUGUUUAGAUAAAAAAUUAGUUUGUGUUCAAAACUUCUCAGCCUGACUGUUGAUGAAACGUUUGUCUGCACUCUGACAGCUACUCAUGAAGGUACAUUAACAGUAGCUGUUUACUCAUGAAUGUGAGCCUGUGGGUACUAACACAUCAAAGGACAAUGCCAGUGUGUACAUACAGUUUCAAAUGCAGUGUACAGUUUUAGGUUUUUAGGGUGUAUUUCUCACAUACCUGUGAUCAUGUAAAAUGUAUGUGAUUAAAAGGUAAAAAUGUGCAAACUGGUUUAGUCCUUUUAAAUGUAAGAAAGAGCCAGACUACACAGGACAUAAUUAUAUUAAAUCAACACCUAAACUUGUGUUUGACAGAUUAUAUUCAUCUGAGGCCAGUGGUUUGUUUUUUCUGUUAACAGACAUUGUUGUGUGUUUCAGUGUGUCCGUUAAUGUAACCAUGUAUGUGUGAGUGACUUAUUAAAAGAGCAGGUUCACCUACCUGA
Molecule: messenger RNA, 4408 nt
Organism: Larimichthys crocea (large yellow croaker)
Lineage: Eukaryota; Metazoa; Chordata; Actinopteri; Sciaenidae
Gene: wdfy2
Product: WD repeat and FYVE domain containing 2
Exons: 12
Coding region: 210-1412 (400 amino acids)
Biological process (GO): positive regulation of fat cell differentiation; positive regulation of protein phosphorylation
Cellular component (GO): early endosome
Molecular function (GO): metal ion binding; protein binding
Source: RefSeq, a predicted model, not a curated record